Molecule: messenger RNA, 808 nt
Organism: Bactrocera oleae (olive fruit fly)
Lineage: Eukaryota; Metazoa; Arthropoda; Insecta; Diptera; Tephritidae
Source: RefSeq, a predicted model, not a curated record
AGUUUCACACUCACAGCCAAUAGAAGCAAGCAGUUCGAAAAAUUGGAAAAAACAUGGCCAGGAAUUUAUUUACGCUUCUUUUCGGAGCUACGCUAUUAGUUGUCUUAAUAAUGAGUGCUCAAGCUCAUUCCGAACCAGAAAUCCAAACCAUAAGUCCAACAACAGAACCUACCAGCAGACCAACGCCACCUACUAGGAGACCUACACCACCUACUAGGCGACCAACGCCACCAACCAGGCGACCAACGCUACCUACUAGGAGACCAACACCACCCACUAGGCCACCUACACCACCUACUAGGCAACCUACACCACCUACUAGGCUACCUACACCACCCACUAGGCGACCAACGCUACCUACUAGGAGACCAACACCACCCACUAGGCGACCUACACCACCUACUAGGCAACCUACACCACCUACUAGGCUACCAACCCCACCUACUAGGCUACCUACACCACCCACUAGGCGACCAACGCUACCUACUAGGAGACCCACACCACCUACAAGGCGACCAACCCCACCUACUAGGCGACCUACACCACCCACCAGUCGACCAACGCCACCUACUACGAGACCAACACCAACCACUAGGCGACCUACAUCACCUACUAGGCGACCAACGCCACCUACUAGGCCAACACCGUCUACAACGGAAACACCAAUAUAAUGAAGACCCAUAAGAAAACGAGUGCCGAAUAAUGACGCAUUAAAUUUUUGGAACCGUUUAGUAAAUUAAUAAAGAAUUUGGAAAUUUUAUACGAUUUAAAGAGAUCUGUUUAAAUAAAGUCAAAAAAAUUUUCUUUC